AUGGGAAUUCAAGAACUUGAACCACCGUCUACCUUCAAAGGUACCACAUACGUCGAUGGCGAGGCGUCUGGAAUAUUGAUGACAAGUGACCUAGAAUUGAGCUUCUGGGGUGGUGUCAGUCCUCAGACAAGCCAUGUUAUCGACAAACACCAUCCAUUGAGUGGGCAAGAGCUCAAAAGCAGAGUUCUUGCUAUCCCUGGUGGACGUGGCUCAUGCACUGGCAGCACGGUCAUCCUGGAAUUGCUCCUGAACCGAAUAGCACCAGCCGCCUUGAUAUUUGAACGGAGGGAGGAGAUCCUCACCCUCGGUGUCAUUGUUUCAGAAGAAAUAUUUGGAAUCGCGAUUCCAGUUAUGACGCUUAAUCCGUCUGAUUUUCGACAAUUGGUGAAACUCAAUGGGCAGACUGUUCAAAUUUCCAACAGUCAGAUAUCCACCUAUCAUCCUGGUGAUGGAGCUGCCAAAAUAAUACACGAGAUUGAUUCAUCUAAGCCCGAAUUCUCCAGCUCUGAACUGAAUCUGACGGAACUUGACUACGCUUUUCUUAAAAAUGAACAUGGAGAUGCUGCCCGGGCGGCGAUGCGUAUAGUAUUGCGUCUAGCCAGAGUGAUGGGCGCGACAGAGCUGAUGGAUGUUACUCAGGUCCAUGUUGAUGGAUGUGGCUACACGGGGAAAGGAGCACUGGCGUUUGCGGAGAAUCUUCGUGAUCGUGGAGGCAAAGUUAGAGUUCCAACAACUUCGAAUUCAAUUUCCGUCGACAAGAAUCUUCAGCGCGUCCAAGGUGCCAAUGAAGAAUUUACUGAUGGAGCCACAAGGCUAGCGGACGCAUAUACUGACAUGGGAGCUCGACCAACAUUCACAUGUGCACCAUAUCAACUCAACACAGCCCCAGGACUAGGAGAGCAAAUAGCCUGGGCCGAAUCGAAUGCAGUUGUUUAUGCCAAUAGUGUACUCGGUGCGAGGACUAUGAAAUAUCCCGAUUUCUUGGAUAUUUGUAUCGGAUUGACUGGCCGUGCCCCUAAGGGAGGCCCUCACGUUGAAAUCAAUAGACGUGCAACCCUUAUUGUGGAGGCUCCCAAAGUCUCAACUGAUAAUAUCGACGAUUCUUUCUAUCCAUUGCUUGGAUAUCACGUCGGCAGUGUUGCCGUGAGCGAGAUUCCUGCCGUCACUGGGAUCAAACAUCUUGCCCCAACUAAGGACGACUUGAAGGCCUUUGGGGCAGCAUUUGCGACUGUCUCUGGCGCUCCUAUGUUUCACAUUGUUGGUGUGACCCCAGAGGCUCCAACCCUGGAAGCCGCCACAGGUGGAGCAAUGGCGAUACGGUCUGUUGAGACAAAAAUCACCGAUUUGAUCAAAUGCUGGAACGAGUUAAACACUGCUCCAAAAGGACAGCCAGUCGAUUUGGUAUCUCUGGGAAAUCCGCACUUCUCAUUAUCUGAAAUCCGGCAUCUCGCUCGACUCUGCAAAGGCCGUACAAAGGACCCCAACGUUCACGUUAUGGUAACAUGUGGGCGAACAACAUACGCCUCAGCCUGUCGGUCGAAGUUGACCGAUGAUUUAGAGGAAUUUGGAGUGCAAUUUAUUACAGAUACUUGCUGGUGCAUGAUUACAGAGCCAACGAUUCCGCAGACUACAAAUGCCACCAUGACAAAUUCAGGAAAAUACGCACACUAUGGUCCUGGGCUUACAGGGAAGAGCUUCUAUUUUGGCGAUCUUGCCAGGUGCGUUGAUGCCGCCUGUGGAGCAAACUAUGCUGAAGCGAGACCAUGUUGGCUUGAAUGA
Messenger RNA from Penicillium malachiteum, 1779 nucleotides. RefSeq lists its product as uncharacterized. NCBI's taxonomy places the organism in Eukaryota, Fungi, Ascomycota, Eurotiomycetes, Eurotiales, Aspergillaceae. The transcript has a single exon. The record is from RefSeq and is a predicted model, not a curated record. The coding region runs from base 1 to 1779 and encodes 592 amino acids.